UUGCCUAUGAAGCCACAGCAGAGAGCUUUGCUUUCAAGCCUGUCAACCCCUGGGGUGGGAGAUGGAGGGUAUUGUUGAACAGUGAGUGUCAAUGAAGCAUCUCCCUUUCGGUAUGGCAUGGGUUAAACCGACGUAUCCUCUUACCUCCCCCCUCUGCUUUCAGUGGAGUGGAGAGAGAGAGCGAGGACAUGAAUUGCUGCAUUGAUGAGCAUUUUUGGCUAAAGUGGUCGCUGUUUUAAACGUCAUCUCUUAUUAGAUGGCACUAAAAUGGUCUAAAUGUUUCUAGCAUCUACAUGUUUUGGAAGCUGGUCACCAGAUAACCGUGUGCAUUGAUAAGUGUCCAUAAUUAAGUUUGACAAUGGGCUGUUGACAUUUGUUCUUGCUGAAUGAUCGUUCGUAUGGAUUGUGAGGUAAAACGAAAUGUCCUUGGUCUAGUUUCAGAUCGGUCCUUCUUAGCGACACUACACACAGGAGAAGGGUUAGAAGGCAGAGCCGAUUGAGUCAAACCACCUCCUGGUUAAACUCAUAUCCAAUGUAAGAAGAAAAAUCCAGGUCACAAACAGCAACAAUCGAUUGCUUCAGUGAUCUGGAGUGACAGGAAGACUCCUCUUUGACUCAGUAAGUCUUCUGUACCACCAGGCUUAUUCUUGGGAUGGGGUUUGGAAGGAACACCUUGGUCUGCUUGCUUCUGGACAGCAAGAAUUCCUACCCUACGAGAGGAAGUUGAAUACUGUCGCUGUCUUGUCUGGAGACCACUGGGUGAAAUUAUAUCCGAUCCAGGAGCUGUCCAGCCUCUAUGUGGAUGUUAUAAGUGCUUUCCGAAGGGGGUCAUCUGGAGUGGUCUCUGUAUUUUACGGGGAGAUUAUAUAUUUGACAUUGGACUUUUUUUUUCUUUUUCCACUAAAUUUCUGUAUCAUCUGCGGAAAAGUCAUGGAAUUGGAAAUCUCUUAGUUUUGUGCCUGUAACCUAGUACUUUUUUAAUAUCCAUAUUUUCCCUUCGCCCAGAUCAUAUUAAUAUGUAUGAGAUGGAAAAGCAAGGAUUGUUUAGUGCCCUGUGUUACCUGAUGCUGAACACUCCGCUGUUAUUUAGUGUUAAUGCCACAUUCACUGAAGUCCCCAAAGAUGUGACUAUAAGGGAGGGUGAGGAUAUUGAGAUGCCUUGUGCUUUUCGGGCCAGAGGAUCAACAUCUUUCUCAUUGGAAAUCCAGUGGUGGUACCUUAAGGAGGCAACCAGGGAAAUGGCCCAAGAAGUAGCCAUCAGUGCCCCUGGGAACAGGAAUAAGGUCACAUCGAGUAAGGAUGCCACUAAAAUCAGUACUGUACGAGUACAAGGCAAUGACAUUUCCCACCGACUGAGGCUGUCCAACGUCAAGAAGCUGGACGAGGGGGUGUACGAGUGCCGGGUGUCAGAUUUUGGGGAUGAUGAGACUCAGGAAUACAAAGCCCAGGCCAUGCUCCGGGUCAUUUCUCGCUUCUCACCGCCAGAUAUACAGGCCGCCGAGGCAGUAUCGCAUAUUCAGAGCAGCGGGCCCCGUAGGAACAACCCCAGCAGCAGAGCCACCCCAGAACCCGGCAACAAACGCCCCGUGCCCCCGGGAGAUCAUUUGGCCCCAUCUCCCUCCACUGCAGCAGCAGCAGCCUCCUCCUCAGCUUCCCCCGCUCCUGGAAAAGCAGCCAUCCUGCGGCAGCAGCACGGGUCAGAUUUUCAUUUAUGUAAAAGAAAUGUUGAUGACUGCGAGUACCAGGCGGUGCCAUUAUGUGAACUUCUGUUUGAUGCUUAUUCUAUUUUUGCAAAGGGGUGUUUAAACCUAUGAGAGCAGACCUAAAGGUUUCUCUUUGCAGAACAUUGAUAUUCUGUGCUUCGAAGUUUAAGAAUUCUUCUUUCAGAAUACAGAUCAGCCUGUGAUAUGUUCUCUCAGCACUGUGUAAUGUAUCGGCUUCUUUCUGUAAAAAACAUUUGAUGCCAUGGGAACAAUAAAUCAAGUCUGGGAUGACAAUGACAUUUUAAAACUUAAACUAGGCAAAUUAUACAGAUCACGUCCAUGAGUAAAGUUGUUUUUAUUUUUUUCUGCUUUACUUUCCCACACAAUUAAAAUGUUACAUUUGCUGUGACCUUGAGCAUGUAAGUUACAUGAAGGUAAUCACUUUUCGACUGCAGGAAAAAGUCACCUCUGAACUCAAACAAUUGUGAUCAUGUGUAUUUUCCACAAUCACUAGCAUAUUUAAGUAAAUUGAAUGGAUUAAUUGCUUUAUGGGAGGAAACACAUCAAACACAAAAACAAAUUGCAGCAACUAUGAGGAAGUGCAUGAAAAAAAUAUAUAGUGUUGUAUAUUUGACUAAUUGUAUCACCACAAAGUGUAAAGGGCUGCAAAUUUACACUGUAUAUGGAGCCAUUCCAAAUAAAGCAAACCAUGUAAAAGAAUAUGUGAAUCCUCCACCAAUCAUAUGGUAAGCAUGCCUACUGCCCUGACACACAGAGAUAAAUGACAAAUAUUGUCCAAAGAGGGAACACAGAGACUUCACGAUGAACACCAAGGGGGUUAUUUAUUAAAGUCUAAAUGCCAAAAACUCAAAAGAAUUUAGUUGUUUUAGCUAUUUUUAGUGGAAAAACAACUCCUUUUUUUAGAUUUAUU
Xenopus laevis (African clawed frog) is the source of this 2634-nucleotide messenger RNA. RefSeq names its product V-set and transmembrane domain containing 2B L homeolog (gene vstm2b.L). Bases 1017 to 1814 code for a protein of 265 amino acids. The record is from RefSeq and is a predicted model, not a curated record. The transcript has 5 exons. Lineage: Eukaryota; Metazoa; Chordata; Amphibia; Anura; Pipidae. Gene Ontology annotation, cellular component: membrane.